Messenger RNA from Dendronephthya gigantea, 2757 nucleotides. Its product is annotated as collagen alpha-1(I) chain-like. The coding region runs from base 1483 to 2676 and encodes 397 amino acids. The record is from RefSeq and is a predicted model, not a curated record. Lineage: Eukaryota; Metazoa; Cnidaria; Anthozoa; Malacalcyonacea; Nephtheidae. The transcript is spliced from 6 exons.
AAACGACAUCAAAGACUAAAGAAUUUUGAUGGUUUGUUAUGGGUAACACUAAGUGGGGUUUUUCUUUCGUGAGAGAAUAUUGCAUGAAAAUAGACUAUAUUUGAUUGUCAUUUCUUAUAAUAUAUUUAGGUUUAUUAAUAGGUCACUAAUGGAAAUUUAACAAACGUUAAUGAUUACAGCACAUUUUUGUGCAGAGGAGAAUGACACAAAAAGCUGUUAAGAUUUUCUGCGUAUUUUGGUUUUAAUAUCAUUCAGCUCACAAGGUGGCCAUACAUUAUAUUCUCUGAAAACAACUCCUAUAUUUGAAGUAGUUUCACUUGAAUAAACGUUUGAGAAAUCAUAAUUUAGUAACGAUUCUCUUUAUUAAACUCAGUUCUCUUAUUGAGCUGCCUGGGUAUAGUUCAUCACACAAUGUUAAGUUUAUAAUAGCAUCGUUUCAAAGUCCAACUUACUGCAUCGAUGGAGCUAACUUUUGCAUGUAAACUAGAAAUAUGUUAAGAUAAGAUACAGUUUCCUGGGCUUCUAAAAUUAAUCAUGCAAUGACGUAAAAGGUUCAAAGACGUGUACAAGCACUUCUGUGGCAUUCACAAUGCGAAAAAGGGCGAUUCUUCGAUCAAGGUUUUCCUUUGCACCUAACCCGUGAAACACUUACAUGCAUUUGUACAUAGUUAAUGAAAGAUCUAGAAGGCACAGCUUGCCAAUGUGAAGUGCAAAGAUACUUGAAGAUCUUACAAUAAGUCUUGUGCUAGGAAUAAGUUCAUUCGCAGAUAAUUGUAUUUUAAUGCUGCAUGAACAAUGACAUUGACGUUGUCUUCCAAGCAAUUUUGGGGAGAAACAAGUCGUAUAUGAUAAGAAUAAUAUGAAAGAUAUUAUAAGCGUCUAAGAAUUCAGUUAUACAAAGUAAUCUUCGCCCUAACUACCAGAGUGAUACCUAUAUGAUGCUAAUAACUCAGUUAGAACAUGGUUACAGUGUUGUAACAUUAGUUACACAAGAUAUUUCACGGUAAUGUAAGGUAUAAAAUAUUUUAGUCCAUGCAUAUACAUAGAAAAUAAGAAAGUUAUUUUGUUUUAAAACACCCGUCAUCUCCUGCUUUGGCAAACGUCAUAUCUUUUGAGAAAGACCUCUACGUCUUUCAUGGCCUUUCCGCAGAAAGACACGCACAGAAACUUUGUAGAAAAUUCUCUUUUUUUAUAAAAAACGUGAUGACGCCCAUCGUUUCUCUUCAAUCAUUUGUAAAACCAGGCAACAUAAACAACCAGGAAAAAUGCAAUUAACAGCUGAUGAAAUUAACACCGGUGUUUGCAAGAAGGCAUUCCUGUGCUACAGGGUUUUUGAUAUUGGUUUUUGGCUGAGAAAUAGCUCUUGAAAUUUAAGAGCGCUUGUUGACUUUCAUAUUGCCUGGAAACAGCGAAUCCGGAUGAAAUAUGUAAAAAUGUUCAAUUUUGACCACUCCCACGCCGUUAAAGGCAGUAUAAAAGAUAAUGUCUGGAUGCUUUGAUGUUAUUCUCUCGCGUACUAUAUCAUUCAACAUGAAGGCGUUUGUGGCCCUCGCGUUUGUUUUUACCUUCGCUGUACUUCACACAUAUGGAGCGCCAAGGGCCGCGCAUUUUGCUGCGAGGCAAAGGGACUCGUCACUACCGACAAAAGGGCCGAAACCGGCUAUAAAAGGACUCCCGGGUCUCCGAGGAGCUACGGGCGUGAAAGGUGACGCAGGCCCUGCUGGUAGUACCGGAGCUCCUGGCCCUCCUGGUCCCGUCGGAAUCAAGGGUGAUAAGGGAAAUCCUGGACCUCGAGGUGAUAAAGGAGAACAAGGUGCACCUGGUGAAAAUGGUGGUAAUGGAGGAAAUGGCGCGAAAGGAGAGAGAGGUGGCCAGGGGAACCCUGGGAAUGAUGGUGAUCGAGGCCCACAAGGCAGUCCUGGUGCAAAAGGUUUCUCUGGUACAGAUGGUACACCAGGUGGUCCAGGGCCAGCUGGUGAUCCAGGUGAUGAUGGAGACAGGGGUCCACAAGGAGAAAGAGGAAAUGAUGGUGCUGAUGGUAGCAAUGGUAGUGAUGGUGCUAAGGGAGCUAAGGGUGACAAGAGAGCUAAAGGAGAUAUUGGACCACGUGGACCCGCGGGUAAUAAUGGUGCCAAAGGUCAAACUGGUAAACCCGGUGAACCAGGAAAUCCUGGUGGUCACGGACCAAGGGGUGAUGUCGGGGCUACGGGUGAACCAGGUGAAUCAGGACCCAAGGGUUACCCAGGAAUUCGAGGACCACAAGGAGCAAAAGGAACACCUGGAGCUGAUGGUGACCCUGGUAGUUCUGGCCCCAAUGGUGGUAAUGGUAACCAGGGUAGACCUGGUUUCCCAGGAACACGUGGUAUAAGAGGAGAUCCAGGCGAUAGUGGUACUGAUGGCAACCUAGGACCUGCUGGUCCACCAGGUGACCCGGGUAAGGAUGGUUCCCCAGGCAGCACCCAGGAAAUGUCUUGCCGAGUUGUCGAGGCAGCUGGAGGAAAAGUGAAUUGCAACACUCUACCAGGUGGAGCAGCCUAUAGCAUGAUGGGUUGCUACUGUAGUUAUUCCUGUACACGAAAAGUCAUUACUAAUGGAGAAUGUAACUGCAAUUGUCUGUCAGAGCAUUUACACACAAAAGGAACUUGUUGUAAAUUGCAGGUUGAAGUCACCGUAUAAAUGAACAAAUAAAGGGAAUGCCUGUGUAUCUAGAUAUAUUUGCACAUUUUAUGUAUGUUGAAAUAAAUGUUCUGUGAUUAA